Molecule: messenger RNA, 2166 nt
Organism: Salpingoeca rosetta
Lineage: Eukaryota; Choanoflagellata; Craspedida; Salpingoecidae
Exons: 18
Coding region: 1-2166 (721 amino acids)
Cellular component (GO): plasma membrane; cytoplasm
Molecular function (GO): protein binding
Source: RefSeq, a predicted model, not a curated record
AUGGAACCGCAACCGUACGAACCGUACGCCCAGCCUGCUGAUGGCCAGCAAGCGUACUACCAAGACCAGCACUACCAACAGCAGCAAUACGAUCAGCAACAGCAAUACGCAGCAGAGCAGCAGGGCGUGCCCCAACAACAGCCACCACCACCACCAUCGCAGGAGCAGCAGCAGCCAGCCGCCAGCGGAGAUGAUCUUGUGUACCGCGGGCCCGAGUUUGAUCCAACCCAAUUCUUUGGUGCCUUCUGGGUUCAUGACGACAAGAACCCGCAGAACCACGGCUUUGAGGAGCUCAAGAACUUCCUGGCAGCUGGAAACGACUAUUGUAAGGACAUUGCCGGCGUGUUCAAAGAGAGGGCGGCCAUUGAGGAUGCGUACGCCAAGAGCCUGCAGAAGCUCAAAGCCAAGGCGUCAAAGCUCGAAUACUUUCCUCAUGGGUCUCUGCGGGAUGCAUGGUCGCGCAUUCUGAAAGAGUUUGAGGAGCAGGCCAGCUGGCACAACCGCAUCUCGGACAUGUUCAAGAGCCGCAUCUGCGAGUCGCUGCUCGGCUUUGAGAAGACUCUUCGCAAGGACCACAAGGUCAAGCAGCAGCCGGUCGAGAAGGCCUACGCAAAGUACAUGGACGUCGUCAAUGCAACCGCCAAGAGCCAGAAGACGGCGUUUUCGAAGAGCAGAGACGUGGAGAGCGCCGAGUGCUCGCUGGAGGAGGCCAACCAGAACACAAGCGGGAAGUUUGGACCCAAGGACAUUGCCAGGGCUGAGAAAGCAGUGAAGAAGGCAACGGAAGUCAGUAAGAACGCAGACGAGGCGUACAAGAAGGCGCUGGUUGCCCUGCAGGAGGCGCGAGAGGACUGGGAAACGGCGAUGAUCCUCGGAUGCAAGGAGCUGCAAGAGUUGGAGUGCAAGCGCGUGAAUCAGCUGAAGCAGGUCUUCUACGAUAUUUCACACACGUACUCCUCGCUGCUCCCCGAGAUCACCAAAACGUGCGAAGAGUGCACGACGUGCUCCGAGAACAUUGACGCCAUGGAGGUUGUCAAGGCCGUCUCAACCAACAGGGGCACCGGUGCGUACGUGGCACAGCACGACCUUUACAGCGUGUAUGAGGAGAAUCUGAACCUUCCAAUCAACUCCACCCGGCGUGAGCUCAUCCUCAAGUCGAAGCUCAGCUACUGGAAAUCCAUGGUUGCAAAGCAGCAUGCAGACCGCGAGGGCCUCAUGCGCCUGUGGGACGCGUCAAAGGGCAUACAGGCUGAGCGACACUCCAACAUGAGCAAUGUCAUGGCUGUGAAGCGCAAGUUGGUUGCGUCCGACUUCCAGCUCGUGGCUGUUCACGCGACCGUGUUCAAGAUUCGUUCCGCCCUCUACAAUUGCAAAGGCCAAAAGGCGCCACAGCACAGCCUGCAGCCCUAUCUUCGUGCUGUUGAGGACAAGGGAUGCAUGCGGUACCGGCUUGUGCUGCCGCCCGAGUACAACAUCGAUCCCCAGGCGCUGCUGGAGGAGGAGAACCGGCUUUCCCAGAACGACAGUCAGUUUGGGAUUGCGCCCGGUAUUGAGGUCGUGUCGUCUGCUGCGCAGGCAUACGGCAACAUGCCGCCCACCUCCCCGCAACCAGACACGAACGAGGGCUAUGGCGUCAUCACCAACGGCCAAGGCUAUGCCCAGGCGCAGGACAGCGACGACGACUUUUCGGACGAUGAUGACGACUUUAGCGACACGGACGUGCCUGCACACGCGCCACCAGCACAACCUCAGUUCCAACAGCCGCCACCCCAGCAACAAGGUGCACCGGCCCCACCGCCGCCUCCUCCGCCGCCGUCUUCGCAACCCCAGCAGCAUGGGGCACCAGCGCCAGCACCGCCGCCGCCGCCACCGCCCAUGCCGAGCGGGCAGGAUGCGUACUAUGGAGACGUCGCGUCGCAGCCGCAGCCGCAGCAAGAGGAGAUGUAUGGUGAUGUGCCGACAUACCAGCAGCAACAACAGCCGCCAUCACAACAAGGAGCUGGACAAUGCCGCGUGCUGUAUGACUACGACGCCCAGGAAAGCGAUGAGCUGUCCAUUCGCGCUGGUGAUGUGAUCACCCUGACAGACACGUCCGAUGACGUGUGGUGGCAAGAGCUGGAUAUCCCGGAGGGGGAUCCCCCACAAUGGGCACGGUUAUUGUACUAG